CACAAUCUUUCAGUCUUCUUUGGUGAGUCGGAAGGCGAGCUGUUUUUACGAUUGCUACCGUCGCUUCACCAACCGUUAUUCCGAGUAAUUUCUUCUUUUUCGGCAAUCAUUGUGGUGUAUAUUUUUAAGUUUUGUUUUUCCGUGCUAUGCAGAUGAUACAAAUGUUACGUUUUGUCGUUCAAAAAAAUCGUACUCAUCGACUGGUGUGAGUAGAAAAAAAAGACGUCAAGCAACGGAGGAAUAUGAUUGCCAGAGCAAGAGGCACCGAAUCGUGAGAAGAAAAGAGAGCUACAGGAGAAAGUACUGCCUCGGCGGAUGUAUGUGUGUGUGCGUGCGUACGCGUUCGCGAAAGGAUCGUAAUUUUGUUUCCUGUUAAUUUUGCAAAUUUUGUGCAAAACCACUAGCGGAAAUAUCGCCGCCCUGUUCCACGGGUUGUGAGGGCAAGUUCCUGGAAAUUGGCAGUUGAAAACGGAUAGGGAAUCACACGCAGCGGUGAGGCGGUGUGCGUCACAUUCAUCGCUCGGAGCUCCCGUCGCUAAUUGCUCGAUUUUUGCUGCUAAUUGUGUAUGUGGUGAAGUGAUCUCAGCAGCAGAACAUAGCUAAGAGCGAGAAGAACUUAUAAGGGUUUCGGUGUAAAGCUAUGACAGAGAAAGGGACAUCAGCAGUGGACAUUCAUCGAAUAGCAACGCCUUCCCGACUACUCAAAGUGCAGUUUUCUUAGGGAAACUUUUUCGGAAGAAACAACGACUGCGAUAAGAGUGUUACCGUGAUUCGUAGUGUCGGAAUCGUUAACGUUAACAAAAAGUGCUGUGGUAAAAAAAAAUGUACAAGCAAUAAAUUUUUAAUGAUCAAUUUGCGGAAAUUCGUGGAAUUGAUUGCUUUUCAAAGACACACCAACACUCGUACUCAAGGUUUUUUUUAUGCUGUCGCAGAAUGAGAUAAAAAGAAAAAAAUCCAGUGCUCUUCAUUGAUGUAUAAGUGCCGCAACAGCAAGUGAGAAUCGAUCAAAUAGGGCGGUAUUCAUCGAUUUUUGUUAUGCUGGUUUCCCUCAAGUGUAUAAAAAAUACUCACCGGAUGUUCGUGUGUGUUGGUGCUUGUAACGUAGCCGACGCGUUUUGUGUUUAUGGUAGUUUCAUUGAUUGACAUCAUCAUCGCGGAAGCGAAGAGUACAUCUGUUGUUUUUGUUGUUAAUGGCAAGUGACACAUCGCAACGGACACCGUUUUUGAUACGAGAAUGAAAACUAGUGUGCGCUUUUGGUCGAAAGGAAAGUGGUCCAGCGCGGAAGCGUUAUCGAGCAAGGUCUGUUUACGUGGGAGCAGAUGAGUGUGCAACAUUGAUGGUAGAAUCAGCAAGUUGGAAAUUACACCUCUUCAGGCGUCAUCGUGUAUCCACCGUAAGCGGAGGUUCCCGUUGGGAUUUAAUGGUGAAAGAAUUCAGUCAUCCGUUCAAUUGAUUCCCGAGGGAGAGAGGAAUAUUUUGGAUAUCGUCGAUUUUGUGCGCUGCUCAUUAUAACUGGAAUUGGUUAAAAGCCAAAUUUACUGGAAAAAGCCAGCCCCUGUUAAAGGGGUACAAAGCGCAGUUGGACGACAAUGGGGAAGCUACUAUCGAAAAUAUUCGGCAACAAGGAGAUGAGAAUAUUGAUGCUCGGAUUGGAUGCCGCUGGAAAAACUACUAUUUUAUAUAAGUUAAAAUUAGGCCAAUCGGUGACCACUAUUCCGACAGUCGGUUUCAACGUCGAAACCGUAACGUACAAGAACGUCAAAUUCAACGUGUGGGACGUAGGCGGACAGGAUAAAAUAAGACCUCUGUGGAGGCACUAUUACACAGGUACCCAAGGACUCAUAUUCGUAGUGGAUUGUGCGGAUCGGGAUCGAAUAGACGAGGCGCGGCAAGAACUGCACAGGAUAAUUAAUGAUCGAGAGAUGCGGGACGCCAUCAUACUGAUAUUCGCAAAUAAGCAAGAUUUGCCAGAAGCAAUGAAACCUCACGAGAUCCAGGAGAAGCUAGGCCUGACGCGGAUACGCGACCGCAACUGGUACGUCCAGCCCUCGUGUGCGACGACGGGCGACGGUCUGUACGAAGGUUUAACGUGGCUCACAUCCAACCACAAGUUAUGAGAGUAAUUGUUGUGCAACUAUGUUUAAAAAAUUAAACGUCCCCGAAGUUGUCAGAUAGUGAAUUUCACGGGACAGUCGUGAGCGAGAAAGAGAGAAAGAGCGAGAUAAACAAUGAAAAACAAAAACCCUAGCAAAGGAGUGAUCGAGUGGAGUGUGAUGUUGCCAAUCCUAUUCCUACGAAAAAAGCACGCAUCCCGCGUUCCCCCCGUCAUCAAUAAUUACUAGCUACUAUUACUAACUCCUACUAUUAUGGGUACACUAUUAUAAUUCAUUCUAUUCGUUUGUACACAUUGUCAUAUAAGAAUCAAAAAAACAUCUUUUCGCCUCUCUAGGAUGGGUAGAGAGGGAAUAGGAGAGUAGUCGUUAUUGUCGUGAUUAAUCUGAAUGCGUAGAAAGCAAAGGCUCGAACAAAAAAACAAAAUGAAAAGAUCUUCAAUCAGCGAAAUGUUAUCAGCGCAAGUUCAUCAACAGAGAGCUAAUAACAUUGAUAAGAAUGUUAUGGGCUGGGUACAUCAAGGACACUUCUGAUAUGUGUUAGUAAUUCAUCAUACAAUUCAUAAUCAUUAUAUCGCUUCUGACCACUAUUGUUAUAGGCGCAACUGAUUGAAAGCUGAUUGACAGUUAUGAAUAGAAAUUAUCCACACGCAAAGAAAGAAGAGAGUUCACCUAUUGUUGUUCUACCCCAAAUAUCCAUGCCUGUUCCAGUUCACUACAGCAGAUAGUAGCUAAUAUUUAUUAUCUUUUAGUGUCAAAUAUGCGAAGGCACGCAAAGAAAUCUCUGCGCAAUAAAAAAAUACAUUUUUCAGAAAAUGUUAAAUUUGUUCGGCAUAACAGAUUACCAAUAAUGAUGGACACACCAAAAAAGAAUCAUCGAGAGAUACUGCUGGAUAACGGUGAUCUUAAGGUUCCGGUCAAUCCAAGUUGAAAAAGUAAUCGGAGCUUCGAAGCGAUAGUGUGUUAUGACUGCGGAAAUGAAGAGCGAGGAAGUGAAGAACUAAUACCGAGUCUAUCGAGCGAACAGAGCCCUCACGGGAGAUCGAUAGGAUAGGGUCGAAUAAGGGACACUUUUUAUUUGUAUAUAUGAGAGAGGAUAAUUAACCCAAUUGAUUGCAACCCAAGGCUUGAGAGAAUAAACACACGUAAUAGUGUGAAAUUAUAUUAUUUUUAAGCAAUUGCGUGAGUGACGACGUGCGAAAUAAAUUAGUACGCAAAACAAAAACAAAAAAUCGAGAAUCAUUCAAAAAAGUUGUUGUAAAUAUUAUAAAUUGCAAAAUAAUACAAAAAGAAACAAUAUUAAGGCCACAACAAACAAAUAGGGAAUAUCAAUGAAAUGAUGAAACCUCCCGUACUAUGUUAAGGAAAAAAGGCAAACAUCCAUAGAUAUACAUGACCUAUGAAAUAAACACACACACACAAUAACAGUAGCAAUGAAAGCAGUCUCACACAAUUGAACUACAAUUACACGGCGCGUUAAGAAAAUCGCAAAUUAACGAAUAAACUAUGUGAAAAUGAAACAAGACGAUUGCAUCCAUCCCCCCUCAAAGCGUACACGCAUGUUUGUGUGCACGUGUGAUCGUUUGUUUGUGUGCGUCACAAGCGAGUUCAAAUUGCGCUUGAUUAGCGUAUCGUGUUUUAUUGGUAUUAAACAGGAGAUCAAAAACUUUGUGGCGCCUUAUUUAUGUUAUGAAAUCGAUUGCCUCACGUUCAUACGAUCUUUUAUUCGUUCGUUUGCGCUCUUGUCAUUCAUCGUUCAGGUUUAUUUCUAUUGCUAUUUAUGUGCGCAUACGGAAACCAUUUUCCUUAUCACUGUCGUGUACUAGUUGUUUAUAUUAUUUCAAAUUGAGAAAAGCUUACUAUAACCAGAGCGUCGUGGUCUGCCUGGAACGGUUUGCGGAGGUAAUGGCAGGAAAUGUAUAAAAGGAAAGCCAAGAAAUCCAAGUGAAGUGAACGCAACAGAACGCAAGAAUUGAGACACCGUGAAAAAUAUAUUAUAAGGGAUAUAUUUUAGCAUUUAUAGCGAACAGGAAAAAAACAAGUGAAAACAACAGAUUAAAUAAAACUAGAAAUCUACAUCUCAAAGCAUGAA
Toxorhynchites rutilus septentrionalis is the source of this 4204-nucleotide messenger RNA. RefSeq names its product ADP-ribosylation factor 6 (gene Arf51F). Gene Ontology annotation, molecular function: GTPase activity; GTP binding. NCBI's taxonomy places the organism in Eukaryota, Metazoa, Arthropoda, Insecta, Diptera, Culicidae. The transcript is spliced from 6 exons. Gene Ontology annotation, biological process: intracellular protein transport; vesicle-mediated transport. The record is from RefSeq and is a predicted model, not a curated record. Bases 1591 to 2118 code for a protein of 175 amino acids. Gene Ontology annotation, cellular component: cytoplasm.